AUGAAGUUAGUGCCAAGAGAAGAAGGUAGAAAUCGGCCUGUCGUUCAAAUGAAUCUGUUUGGAAUUGACGUAGACUGUUGCAUGGCAACUAGAAAUCACCCAUUCUUUAUACUAUGCAAUCAGCAAGACGGAGAGCAAAUGUUACAGACCAUCCACAACUAUUUCAGACAAUUUUUCGGGUGUUCUAUUGAAUAUCAUUUAGAAAGUCGUUGCUUGGACUAUAUACCAAGACUGGAGAACAUCAAGAGUAGUAAUAUUUGUUUCUGGAAUGAAGAAGCGAGUACACAAUUGUGGGAUGGGUACAUAACUCUCUCACCCUCACAGGACUAUAUUCGAUUGAAUGGAUGCGGAAGUUAUGAAAACGAACAAAGUUUGAAACUGGCUCAGACCAAAGUGCUUGACCUAUGGAUCCCGGACAGUAAAGCCGGAGAUAUUUUGAAGAAUUUCAAGGGAAGACAUCUGUUCAUAAGUGGUGGAACAGUCAAAAAUGAUGAUGUCAUUCAGUUUCUGAACAGUUGGAAAUCAAAUCAGACACAUCAAAAUUUGGAGUACUUGAGUAUACAUCGCGAGAGAGGACUUUAUCAGGAUUUAAAAAGGGAUCUAAAUCCUGAAAAAAUAAUGAGAAACCUUGACAUCAAACGGUUUGACCCGAAUCAGAAGAUGCCGAUUUAUCGUUAUGACAGAAGAAGAAGAGAUUGGGGUAAAUGCGAAUGGAAAAUCGAAGAAUUCAGUAGUCCACAUUUCAUAGUUCGAGAUGCUGAUCAACACGUGGCAUCACUGGAAGUCACAACUCGAGGAAUCAAAUUUGCUUCAUGGAAAAUGACAGAAGAAGAGGUUAUGAGAGGAAGAAUUCAGAAGACUUUCCAACGAACUCCACUCCAAAACGCUGACCCUCCCAGAAAUUCCAUGAAAUUUUCAAAAUUUUCAAGGCAGAUUCAGAGAGAGAUAUUGUCGAGCAUGGAGUUGGUGGAUCUGUUGAUGAUGGCUUCUUGUUCUCAGAUUUUCUAUCAAAAUAUGAAAUCAUUGAUGAGAAGCCGUUUCGACAAGAUACUCACAAUCACUUAUGAGUGGAGACCGCCGUCGCGCCUCAAUAUUUCCUCAUCUAGUAGUGGAUACAAUCCAUUUAUGAGUAUCAAAAUGAGGUAUGAACUGAGAGGUCGUCCACUUAUCUCAAUGAAUUUUCUCGGAAUGGAUUUACAAGUGAGUAUGCCAACCAGAAAUCAUCCACUUAUGGUACUACUCAAUUUGGAACAGGAACAAACACUGCUUCCAUCUAUCCACAAUUACUUCCUUGACUUCUUUGGUUCAUCCAUUAAAUAUCAGUUAAAUGUUAAACUUCUGAUGCCACCAUUUUCAAAACUGAAGAAUAUCACUAGUACAGAUGUAUCCAAUCACAUAGGAGUAGCUGCGUUCCACGAUUUCCUUGCGAUAUCUCCUAAUCAGGAUUUUAUCGGACUAUCUGAAUUAGAAAGCCCUUUGCUUGGAAGAAAUUUGGAAUUUGCUAGGACGAAAGUGUUACAUAUUGGUGAAACGAACUGCUCGGCAGAUGACAUUUUAUCCAAUUUCGAAGGAAGACAGUUGUUUAUUGACGAUGGAAUCAUAAGCGAUGGAGCUAUCAUUCAGUAUCUGAACAAGUGGAGAUCAAAUGAAGGAUAUCAGAAUUUGGAAUAUUUCAGUAUUUAUGUCUCUCCAUUUAAAAAUCCUCUCAGUCCGAACCAAAUCAUGAAUAGUAUUCCAAUCAAUCGCUUGGACUUACCUGAUCAACUGCCAGUUUAUCAAUUUGCAAAGAAAGAUUGGAAACUUACUUGGCGAAUUCAUAUGUUCAGCAGUCCAGAUUAUAUUGUUAGAGAGACUGAUCAACACGUGGCAUCUAUAAAAAUUAAGGAGAAUAAUAUCACUUUUGCCGCUUCGAAUAUGACUGAAAAGGAGUUUUUGGAGAAACGCCUCGUCAAAAGACUCUAUUGA
Molecule: messenger RNA, 1965 nt
Organism: Caenorhabditis remanei
Lineage: Eukaryota; Metazoa; Nematoda; Chromadorea; Rhabditida; Rhabditidae
Exons: 5
Coding region: 1-1965 (654 amino acids)
Biological process (GO): embryo development
Source: RefSeq, a predicted model, not a curated record